AUGUAUCGACAGGAAUUUAAUUUGCGAGCUGUGAGCAUUGUAUAUGAGUCCAUAUCGCCAUUUGAAUCGAUCAAGUUUCCAACUGUAAGCGUUUGCGAAAUUACAUUUACGCAUGAAUUAAAUGAAGAUCUGGAGCAGCUUGUGAAAAGCUUGGGCACUGGCGUUUUGGAUGCCUACAACUUUGAGCUUGAGCAAAUGCUAACUAAAAUGAUGUAUCCCUAUCAAUAUACCGAUGGCAAACUCACUUCAACUUGCGAUGCUUUUGACAAAUGCGAUAAGUGUGCCAAGUGCUUGCCCGACGGUUAUCGUCAGCUUGUUGAGCAAUACACAUCCAAUUGCACGGAAAUAUUUAUGCAAUGCAAGCUGUCGGAUCGUGAAUUUGAUUGCUGCCAACACUUCUUGCCACUCUAUACGCCCUUUGGCAAAUGCUUUUUGCUCAACUCGCUGCAAAAUAAUCAGCCCAACUCGCCGCACUGGCUGCCAGCUUUACUCGAUCCGAGCUAUCAACGUGCUGUGAUGCAUUUGUCUACAAAUCGCUCGGUGCAUGUUGGUCUGCAAAAUGAGGAGGACUUGCCGCACAAAUGGCUGCCAGGCGUUGGCGCUUUGGUGCCUAAUGGCCAAGCGCUUUACCUGCGUUUUAAUAGCGAGCUCAUGGCCAAUGAUGCGGAUAUGAAAGAAGUGUCAGUUGAAUCGCGUGCUUGCUAUAUGCCCGAAGAGCUGCAGUCGCAAAGCGUUUACAAUGCUUACAGCUUUAGCAGCUGCAUGAGCGACUGCACGCGCGCCUAUCAAUUGGAGCUAUGCAAUUGCACGCCCUACUUUAUGAAUCCCAUUGACGAAACAAAGACGUUGGACUGUGAUCUGGCAGGUUUGUUUUGCCUCGAGAGCUACGGCAUGCUGCAUCCCACAAUGCUCAAGGUGCAACGUUUUGAAUCUUUGGCGACGCCUUGCGAGUGCCUGCCCUCCUGCUCGGAGGGCGACAUUAUCAGCGUUUAUCAGGAAGUCAAGUCCCAAGGCGUUGAGUCCUUUACCAACUUAACGCUUGUUAUGCCCAAUUGGCCAGCUGGCCAGUAUCGUCGCCAGGUGCUGCGCACUACAAUGGAUCUGGUUGUCUCCAUGGGCGGCAUUCUGGGUCUCUUUCUGGGCGCCAGCAUUCUAAGUCUCAUAGAGUUUAUCUACUAUUUUAGCAUUCGUGCGUUCAACAGCUAUCUGACUCGUAAGAGAAAUGAGAAAAAAGCUAAAGAGUAG
Molecule: messenger RNA, 1245 nt
Organism: Drosophila busckii
Lineage: Eukaryota; Metazoa; Arthropoda; Insecta; Diptera; Drosophilidae
Product: sodium channel protein Nach
Exons: 4
Coding region: 1-1245 (414 amino acids)
Biological process (GO): sodium ion transmembrane transport
Cellular component (GO): membrane
Molecular function (GO): ligand-gated sodium channel activity
Source: RefSeq, a predicted model, not a curated record